This is a messenger RNA of Drosophila rhopaloa, 1310 nucleotides long. RefSeq names its product procathepsin L. The coding region runs from base 96 to 1157 and encodes 353 amino acids. The transcript is spliced from 3 exons. Gene Ontology annotation, molecular function: cysteine-type endopeptidase activity. NCBI's taxonomy places the organism in Eukaryota, Metazoa, Arthropoda, Insecta, Diptera, Drosophilidae. The record is from RefSeq and is a predicted model, not a curated record. Gene Ontology annotation, cellular component: lysosome.
GAGCUCCGCUUAAAACCUCGCCAGUCUUCGAGUCUGAGCCAUCUUCGCACAGAUCUGUGAACGCGGAAGAUAUUACUUCCAAAUACUCAUAAAAGAUGCACAACGUCUGCUCAUCGAUGUGGCUGCAGUUGGCUCUGGGCCUGGUCAUGCUGGGUGCUGUGUCAUUGCAGCAACUGCAAUCGUUCCCCAAGCUCUGCGAUGUCCAAAACUUCGACGACUUCCUCCGCCAGACGGGCAAGGUGUAUUCGGAUGAGGAGCGUGUCUAUCGCGAGAGUAUCUUUGCGGCCAAAAUGUCGCUGAUCACGCUGAGCAACAAGAAUGCGGACAACGGCAUUGCCGGCUUUCGACUGGGAGUCAAUCCACUGGCCGACAUGACCAGGAAGGAGAUCGGCACCUUGCUGGGCUCUAAGGUCUCCGAAUUUGGCGAGAGAUACACAAAUGGCCACAUCAACUUUGUGACCGGCAAGAGUCCGGCGAGUGCCAAUCUUCCCGAGAAGUUUGACUGGCGCGAGAAGGGAGGAGUGACCCCACCCGGAUUCCAGGGCGUGGGAUGCGGUGCCUGCUGGUCGUUCGCCACCACCGGAGCCCUCGAGGGCCACCUCUUCCGGCGGACGGGAGUGCUGGCCUCGCUGUCGCAGCAGAAUCUGGUGGACUGUGCCGAUGACUAUGGUAACAUGGGAUGCGACGGUGGCUUCCAGGAGUACGGUUUCGAGUACAUCCGCGAUCAUGGAGUGACGCUGGCCAACAAGUACCCGUACACACAGACGGAGAUGCAGUGCCGCCAGAACGAGACGGCCGGUCGUCCGCCCAGGGAGAGUCUGGUGAAGAUCAGGGACUACGCCACGAUCACGCCCGGCGAUGAGGAUAAGAUGAAGGAGGUGAUCGCCACCCUGGGCCCACUGGCCUGCUCCAUGAACGCGGACACCAUUUCCUUCGAGCAGUACGGCGGCGGAAUCUACGAGGACGACGAGUGCAACCAGGGCGAGGUGAACCACUCGGUCACGGUGGUGGGCUACGGAUCGGAGAACGGACGCGACUACUGGAUCAUCAAGAACUCGUACUCCCAGAAUUGGGGCGAGGGUGGUUUUAUGCGUCUGCCCAGGAAUGCCGGCGGAUUCUGCGGCAUCGCCAGCGAGUGCAGCUACCCGAUUCUGUAGUCAGUCAACUAUGUAAUGCAGUUAGUUAGAUAGUAUAGUCAAUUACAAACCACGAAUUUAUAACUUUGUUACUGUAGUAUGUAGCUUUGCCGUGACGUCAUGAAGUCCAUGAGUCACCCGAUUAUUCAAUAAAAAUGUGCUUUACCUGUAUAA